This is a messenger RNA of Dreissena polymorpha, 1054 nucleotides long. RefSeq lists its product as uncharacterized. NCBI's taxonomy places the organism in Eukaryota, Metazoa, Mollusca, Bivalvia, Myida, Dreissenidae. Bases 61 to 360 code for a protein of 99 amino acids. The transcript is spliced from 2 exons. The record is from RefSeq and is a predicted model, not a curated record.
UACAAACGGCCGUCCACCCUUCAGCAUGCCGGUGACAGAUUGCCAUAUAGAUCGAAAUGGAUGCUUGCUAUGUCAAGGAUCAAUCGUAACAACAACUACACCAUUGACAACCCCAACAACAACGCAAACAAGUACUCGGUCAACAACAACGAAAUCCACAACACGACCCACUACCCCUACUCCAUUUACAACGAAACAAACAACAACAAGACCAACAACACCUACACCAAUAACUACGAAAUCUACUUCGCUGACAUUUUCCACAAUUACUGCAGCAAAAACAACAACGCAACAGUCGGCCAUUUCAGCAAGUUCUGUAACAUCACCAACAACACCAUCUACCUCUAUGACUACUGCUAAAGGUAGUUUAGCAGCAACAAAAGCAUCUACUACUACCGGUAGUUCAGCAGCAACAACAACUUCUACUACUACAGUUACUUCAGCAGCAACAACGUCUACUACUUCAGGUAGUUCAGCAGCAACAACAGUUUCUACUACUAGAGUUUCUUCAGCAGCAACAACGUCUACUACUUUAGGCAGUUUAGCAGCAACAACAGUUUCUACUUCUACAGUUACUUCAGCAGCAACAGCGUCUGCUACUCCAGGUAGUUCAGCAGCAACAAAAGCUGCUACUACUUCAGGUAGUUCAGCAGCAACAAGAGCUUCUACUACUGCAGUUACUUCAGCCGCAAUAACUUCUACUACUUCAGGUAGUUCAGCAGCAACAAAAGCUGCUACUACUUCAGGUAGUUCAGCAGCAACAACAGCUUCUAUUACUGCAGGUCAUUCAACUGCAACGCCAGGAAAUACAUCAACACACGGAAGCUCAGCCACAACCGGAAGUACAAUAGUUAUGGCACCUCCGACAUUCACGACGAUCCCAAUACGCGCUGUUACAACGGCCUGUCCCCAGAUGCAAUGUUUGUUGGACUGUGGAAGCCCUCCGAAGUUUAUAAAAGAUACGAACGGGUGCGAUCUCUGCCAAUGUGACUUAAGCCCUUAAUACGUUGGUACAUGAAUCACUUAAUUAGGCAAAAUAAAAGAUUACACUAUC